This is a messenger RNA of Alligator sinensis (Chinese alligator), 2743 nucleotides long. It is a transcript of the gene TTLL6, whose product is annotated as tubulin tyrosine ligase like 6. Gene Ontology annotation, biological process: microtubule cytoskeleton organization; protein polyglutamylation. Gene Ontology annotation, molecular function: tubulin binding; tubulin-glutamic acid ligase activity. The record is from RefSeq and is a predicted model, not a curated record. The transcript has 17 exons. Lineage: Eukaryota; Metazoa; Chordata; Crocodylia; Alligatoridae. Gene Ontology annotation, cellular component: cilium.
GCGAGCGAGCAGGGUGGGCUGUGCUGGACAGGGCGGGACAGAGCUUUCUGUUUGCAAGAGAACCUGACCUGUUAGACUUGGAUUUCACCUGCAGAUUUGAUGGAGUCUGAGUCUUUUCAUCCCUCAGAUCCGGUGUCAGCACUAAGAUGGCUUUCAGGAUGAAAGCAUCAGAUAUGCUGCAAAAAUACAGAUCGUUUCAAGGAGAUGAGUACAAAGCAGAAGAGUUGGAUAACAAAAAUGGAACCAAAUCAAAAGUUUUACCAACAGAAGGAGAAGCAAGUGUCUUGGGCAUCCCAGACCAGGAAACAGUGGACUAUGGAGAAAAGAAAGAAAAUCAAGAUUCAAAUACAUCCAGGAAAAAGAAAAGAAAGAGAAAGAGGUUAGAAUGACCUGUGAUUAAUCUGACCAACUGCAAAUAUGAGUCUGUGCAUCGAGCUGCUAAGCAGUAUGGCCUGCGAGAAGGAGGUGAUAAUGAUGAGUGGACCCUGUACUGGACAGACUGUUCAGUGUCACUGGAUCGGGUAAUAGAGAUGAAAAGUUAUCAGAAAAUCAACCAUUUUCCAGGGAUGAGUGAAAUCUGGAGGAAAGAUCUUCUGGCCAGGAACAUGAGCAGGAUGCUCUAUGGAGACUUGCAGGCAUAUAGCAGAUCAAGGAAGUAUAAGACAUACAUCUGUAAGCCGGACUCUGGCUGUCAGGGGAGAGGUAUCUUCAUCACCAAAUCUGUGAAAGACAUAAAGCCUGGAGAGGAUAUGAUCUGCCAGCUCUACAUCUCAAGGCCUUUUAUUAUCGAUAAGUUUAAGUUUGAUCUUAGAAUUUAUGUGCUCGUGACAUCAUGUGAUCCUCUGAAGAUAUUUGUCUAUGAUGAAGGCUUGGCACGCUUUGCUACUUCAACCUACUCUGACCCGUCACAAAACAACCUUGAUGAUGUCUGCAUGCACCUGACUAAUUAUUCCAUUAAUAAACACAGUGCUAAUUUUGUCCGAAAUGAAGAUUCUGGUAGUAAAAGGAAGCUCUCCACGUUUAAUAAGUACAUGCAGAAGCAUGGCUAUGAUAUCAACCAGAUGUGGCUGGAUAUAGAAGAUGUUAUUAUUAAAACCUUGAUAGCAGCACAUCCUGUUAUCAUACAUAACUAUCAUACUUGCUUCCCCAACCACAUUAUGCCUAGUGCCUGCUUUGAAAUACUGGGAUUUGAUAUUCUGUUGGAUCACAAACUCAGACCCUGGUUGCUGGAGGUGAAUCACUCCCCAAGCUUCAGUACUGAUUCCUGGUUAGACAAAGAAGUGAAGGACCACCUUUUAUAUGACACCUUGGUUCUGAUAAACUUGGGAGCCUGUAUCAAGAGAGAGAUCCUAGAAGAGAAACGACGAGGAAAGGAGAGGCUUCUGAAGCAAAGCUGUUCUUGGGAGAUCAGAGCUGAGGAAUACAAGAACUGCCAGACUGAUUGGCUGAAACAAGCUGAGAACUAUGAGGAGAAAAACAAAGGUGGUUUUCGCAGAAUUUAUCCCAAACCUGAUUCAGACAAAUAUGAUAAUUUUUUCCAGCAUAACAAUUCAUUCUUUCAAGAAACUGCUGCUUCCAGGGCACGAGAAGAACAUGCCAGGCAGCAGCUACAGGAACUGAAAAUGAAGCAAGAGCAGAAAACUUUACGGUUAAGAGAGAAGAAGGUUGAGCUGCAGGGAGAGUCUACGCGUGAGAAAAUAAAGCGUUACAGAAAGAAGCUAGUAUCUAGAGCAGCUACUGCACAUGGCUUAAGGCAGAGAGCCCUGGGAGAAAAAGCACCAAAGAUGCAGAUAGUUGGUGGGGAAUCAAGCAUCCCACAAAAAGGACACAGUGGGUCCUGCCUGGAUCCACCUGCACGUGAAAAGCAAAAUGUGAGACACUACAGUUCUGCACCAGACUUGAUAAAGAAGAUCUCUAGUAGUAUGCAGGACCAGUAUGACUCUAAACCAGACCUGAGAGACCAUACAGAGCAUAAUCAUCAUUCCACAACAGAUCUGAACAUCAGAUUAAUGCUCAAAACACCAGCAGAUUUUUCCACAUUAUCAAAUACAUCUGGUCAUUCUUCAAAACCUUCCGCAAUGGUGACACAACUUCGAGCUGCAGUCACAACAGCAACUGAUGUAGUUUAUCAUGGAGGUGCAGCCAUUCAGAAUCUGAUGCCAUUUGGAUCUGAGAGAGAUCACCAGCCUCGUCUCAGGGAGAACUUAGUCUCACAUGCAGAAGGCCACAGAACCCAAGGAAAUCCCUUACGGACUGAACUGGAAAAGACUCCUGUCCUAAUGUCAAAAUUCUUCAGCAAACUCUAUUUCAUACCAGGAGAGAAGGCCGUAACACUCCCUAUGCACCAGCAUCACCACACUUAUCUCACCAAUAGAACACAAAGUGCGAUGCUCUUUAGGAGAACCCAGCUGAGCAGCAGAAUCUCUACAGGCAAGAAGCAAACAGAAUAUCAGAAUGUUCAGACAGCAUUCCAAAAACCAAACCAUCAUCGCUUUAGUUUUCAGGACCUGUUGGUUAUUUCCAGCCCUGCUCAAAUGGACCAACGACCUGCAAAAAGCAAUAAUGUAAUGUCAGGGGAUACUGCAAUGGGGUUUGAGCAGAACUCUUCCAUGCAUCACUGUUUGCCUUCUAAAACCUGAAAGGUGCUCCCUCCUACAGACAGAGCUGUUCAUCAUGAACUGACAGAACCAUUUUGUUUCUUCUUUUUAAAUAUACUCAUUGGUGAUUGCUUCCAGUAAACAGC